CCAUGGGGGAGGCGGCGGCGGUGGCGGCGGGGCUGCGGCGGUGGCGGCGGCGGCGGGGCCGAUCCUGGCUGGGCUGAGCGCCGCUUCGCCUUCCUCCUCCUCCUCCUCCUCCUCCUCCUCCUCCUCCUCCUCGCCCGGGUGGCGGCGGCGGCGGAGGAUGCGCUGCUGCUGCAGCUGCUGCUGCUGAGUCGGCGGCGGCGGCGGCGGCGGCCAUGGGCAAAGACCAGGAGCUGAUGCAGGCGGUGAAGGCGGAGGACGUGGGCGCCGUGCAGAAGCUGCUGCAGAGGCCCAGGCCCGGCAAGGCCAAACUCCUGGGAUCAACGAAGAGGGUGAAUGUUAAUUUCCAAGACACCGAUGGGUUUUCCGCCCUCCACCACGCGGCCCUCAAUGGCAACACGGAGCUUAUCUCUCUGCUCCUGGAGGCGCAGGCGGCCGUGGACAUCAAAGACAACAAAGGGAUGCGCCCGUUGCACUACGCUGCCUGGCAGGGCAAGAAGGAGCCAAUGAAGCUGGUGCUGAAGGCCGGCUCCUCCGUGAACAUCCAGUCCGACGAGGGGCAGAUCCCCUUGCACCUGGCGGCACAGCACGGACACUAUGACGUGUCAGAGAUGCUCCUUCAGCACCAAUCCAAUCCCUGCAUCCUGGACAACUCUGGCAAGACCCCACUCGACCUGGCGUGUGAGUUCGGCCGCGUCGGGGUGGUGCAGCUACUCUUGAACAGCAACAUGUGCGCAGCCUUACUGGAGCCCAAACCGGGGGACAUCACUGACCCCAACGGGACCAGCCCUUUGCACCUGGCUGCCAAGAACGGGCACAUUGACGUCAUCAGGCUUCUGCUGCAGUCCGGCAUCGACAUCAACCGGCAAACGAAGGCAGGGACGGCGCUGCACGAAGCGUCCUUGUGUGGCAAAACUGAGGUCGUGCGCCUCCUCUUGGACAGCGGGAUCAACGCCCACAUCCGCAACACCUACAGCCAGACGGCGUUGGACAUCGUCAACCAGUUCACCGCCACGCAAGCCAGCAAGGAGAUCAAGCAAAUGCUGCGAGAUGCUUCGGCCGCCCUGCAAGUCAGGGCCAUGAAGGAUUACUGCAACAACUACGACCUGACCAGCCUCAACGUCAAAGCUGGCGACAUCAUCACAGUCCUGGAGCAGCACGCAGAUGGCCGGUGGAAGGGGUGUAUCCACGACAACCGGACCGGCAACGACCGAGUGGGCUACUUUCCAUCCAGCCUGGUGGAAGCAAUCAGCAAACGCACAGGUCUCCGGAACAACGCCGGCCCCGGGCAGUUCCAAGCCAUCACGCUCCCGGUUGGUGGGGGCUCCGUGCCCAACGGCCUCUCCUGCUUCUCUUCCUCCUCCUCCUCCUCCUCCUCCACUUACCAGAUCCAUUUCCUGCCUCCACUCCCACCAUCCCCCCACCAGCCUCUUUUCAGUUCCUUUGGCUACCGCCGGCUGCCCCAUGGUGCCGUGGAAGGGCCAGCCGCCACCCCAGGUUCCCGAGGGUCCGACGCCAGCCCGUCCCACCUGUCCCCGGGCGCAUCUGCAACCACACCAGCCCCACCAGAGGAGAUUUGGGUGCUCCGGAAACCUUACGCAGGUGGCGACCGCAGCAGUGUCGGCAGCACUGGGAGCGUGGCCAGCGGCCGGAGCUCAGGGAGCGGCCAAAGCACGGGCAGUGGUAGCCAUGCCCUGCACCCCGGCUCAGAAGGGGUCAAGCUGCUGGCAACGGUCCUUUCCCAGAAGGCGUCUGUGCAAGAAUCUACCGUGGGCGACGGGCCUGCCAAGGCAUCGGAGGCGCCCGCAGGUUCUUCUCGGACACCGAGUCUGAGUGGCCCCUCGUACCCCGGCCAGCCUUAUGGGGAGCAACCGGUUAAGAAGGUGGAGCCCAUGUCGGAAGGGAAGAGCUCGGAGGCCUUGUUCCAGUGGCUCUGUAAGUUCCAGCUGCAGCUGUAUGCCUCAAACUUCAUCAACGCCGGGUAUGAUCUCCCCACUGUCAGCCGGAUGACGCCCGAGGAUCUGACAGCCAUUGGGGUCACCAAACCUGGCCACAGAAAGAAGAUUGCCUCGGAGAUCAACAAUCUCAGUAUUCCUGAGUGGCUCCCGGAAUACAAGCCAGCCAACUUGGCUCUCUGGCUCUCCAUGAUCGGCCUGGCCCAGUACUACAAAGUCUUGGUGGAGAACGGGUAUGAGAACAUCGACUUCAUCACCGACAUCACGUGGGAAGAUUUGCAAGAGAUCGGCAUCACCAAACUGGGCCACCAGAAAAAGCUGAUGUUAGCUGUGAAAAAGUUGGCUGAGAUCCAGAAGGCCGAGUACAUCAAGUACGAGUCUGGGACCCUGAAGAAGAAGGGGGCGGCCCAGUCACAGGACACGGUGGCCAUUGAGUCCCCCCAGCAGGAGACGGCUGAAUGUCAGUCCCCCAAGAUGACCACGUUCCAGGACAGUGAGUUGAGCAACGAGCUACAAGUGGCCAUGACGGGCACUGGUGAGGAAGGGGCGGAAAAGCAGGUCAAUCACGUGGGGCACUUCCGCGAAGGGGCGGCCUUCCGGCCGUCCACCCGCCUGGUUCACGAGAACAGCCUGGGUGGGCGAGCCAAGCACAUCAGCAGCUCCCAAGAACUGCUGGGGGACGGAUCCAAAGCCGCAGGUGCCGCCGUCUCCAAGAGCCAGGAGUACCUGGCAGAGGACGGCAAAGAGGGACCGGCCACCCUUCCCAAGGAAGUGCGCAGCCUCCGACACGGCCACAGCAUCAAGCGAGCGAGUGUGCCACCAGUGCCUGGCAAACCGCGGCAGUCCUUCCCCCCAUCCGGCGGGCACUACACGCCCCCGCACACGCCCACCAAGCCCCGCCCGUCCUCGCCACAGACGCUUGGCAUGCCACAUGCCACGGCCAAGGUAAAACCCACGCCCCAGUUGCUGGCACAAUCGGACCGCCCCAUGUCUCCUCGUUCGCUGCCUCAGUCCCCCACGCACCGGGGCUUCGCCUACGUCAUGCCGCAGCCUGUGGAGGGCGAUGCUCACGCGGCAGGGCCCUUGGCCCAAGCCGUGCCCGUGCUGCCCGUCUCAGUGCCCGUGCUGUGUCUGCCACCCCAGGCGGGAGAGGGCGAGGAGGAAGCCGGCCGGCCGAAGAAGAGGGCCCACAGCCUGAAUCGCUAUGCCGUGUCCGACAGCGAGCAGGAACGAGACGAGCUGCUGGUGCCGGACGCCGGUCCCUAUGCCACGGUGCAGAGGCGAGUCGGCCGCAGCCACUCGGUGCGGGCGCAGUCGGGCAACGAUAAGAAUGUCAACCGCAGCCAGUCCUUUGCUGUGCGGCCGAAGAAGAAGGGCCCCCCGCCUCCGCCCCCCAAGCGCUCCAGUUCUGCCAUCUCCAGCACCAACAUGGGCGACGACUUCACCAAGGAAGGGGAGGAGGAGGCGGAGCCCUCCCCAGAGCAGCAGCAGCAGCAGAGGCGCUCCAGUGAUUUCGGUGGGGCCAUUGACACGGGCAGCGCCGGAAGCGUCAAGAGCAUCGCAGCCAUGUUGGAAAUGUCGUCCAUUGGAGGCGGGGCCCGAAAACUGGCCAUGCAGAAGCCGCCUGGCCUUGGGAAGGGCUCCGACGGAUACUACUUGCAACCCAGUGUUGCCAUGCAUCCAGCCAGCCCGGAACACUCUCGCGUGGCCACCGUACUGGCCACCGUGAAGCACAAGGACGCCAUCGGGCUAGAUGGCGAGGUGGUGAACCGCCGGCGGACAAUCAGUGGCCCCGUCACGGGUCUAGUGGCAGCUGCCCGCCGUGAGCGGUCAGAUAGCAUCAAGUCUGACACGGCUAAAGAUGGUGGUCCCACGGAGCGUCACGCCGGAGCCUCCCCACAGAGCAGUUCCGGUGAGAACAUCCCCUUCGCCGAGGAGGGCAACCUGACCAUCAAACAGCGGCCGCGGCAGAUGGGGGUGGCGAAGGCUGAAGGCGGGGAGGCCCCGUUGCUUUCCCACCGUGACCUCACUAAGGUGGAAGCCAGCGCCACGCUGAAGAGGAGGAUCCGGGCCAAGCAGAGUCAGCAGGACGGCAUCAAGUUCCUCCUGACAGAGUCCGACACAGUCAAGAGGCGCCCAAAGUCAAGGGACAAGGAGCAGGAGCUGGCGCCACUGUCCGUGUACCAGAACGGCACCGCCACGGUCAAGCGCCGCCCAGCCUCGGACACGAGCAGCACAGACGCCUCGCGCUCUGCAGACCCGCCGGAGAAAUCGGAGCGCUCCUCAGCUCAUCUCCCUGCAGAAGGCGAGCCCAAGAGGCCGGCCAAGCCGCCAGUCUCUCCCAAGCCUGUCCUGCCCCAGAGAGCCUCUGGGCCUCCCACGCCCACCUCCAAAAAGGCCCCAAUCCCCGGCCCCGGCAGUCCAGAAGUGAAGCGAGUACACGGCACUCCACCUCCCGUCUCCCCCAAGCCCACGCCUCCCCCGACCGCCCCCAAGCCGAAGGUCCAUUCUGCCCUCCAGUCGGCAAGUGCCAGCUCCACGCCCGCGCCGUCACCUGCCAAGCAGCUGGCGCCCACCAUCAAACCUUCAAGCACACCCCCCUCGCUCUGCUCCAGCCCGGCCAAGCCCCUCUCGCCCGGUGGGGGGCCACCUCAGAUGGUGCCAGUGAAGCCGCCGCGCUCGUCCAUCGCAGGGCCUUCAGUGGAGAGCGUGAGCGCGGAGAGCGUGCAUCAGAAACUGGAGGAGACGAGCGCCUCGCUCGCAGCUGCCCUGCAGGCCGUGGAAGAGAAGAUCAAGCAGGAGGACGGGCAGGCGUCAGACUCCGCCGCAGAAUCCAAGAGCACAGUCAGCAUCCUGGACGACAUUGGCAGCAUGUUCGAUGACCUGGCCGACCAGCUGGACGCCAUGUUGGAGUGAGAGCUGGGGAGCAGCCCAGCCAACCUCAGGAUCUGCCAUGGGCGGAAGGGCACAAUCGUCCCCAUCCGUGUAUCCCUCUCCCCGGCCCCUUUGCCUCCCCGUCGUCUUUUUAGGUUUGCACAAAGAAGAUUACCUCAGGAUUGUGCGGAAACAAACGGAGAUGCUUGGGAAAGGCUUUCCACGAUGGCCAGAGUAAAACCCAACCAACGAAAGGGAAUCUCCCCUGUGUGUGUCCUUGUUUUUCUACCUGACCACCUGCUGACUUUAAGGGAUAACUGCCGGCUGGAAUUCUCCUCUGAAUUAAGCAGAAGGCCACCAUACCUCCUCCCAGCCACGGGCUUCCCUGUCACCUGAGCGCCAUCUUGUGACUCUUUCUCCAGGCCAGGUGGCAGCGGCUGACCAAUCUGCUCCGCUCUCUUUCUUGUUGAAUCGGGAAGGUGCCCCUGCUCUCUCUCCAAGACUGAAGCCCCCCUUCCGUGACAGUCCCAACCAACAAGUGAUCGGGAUGUGGCACAAAACAAGUCUGCGGUCUUGGCUGUUGGCCGCUCUCGUUUCCCACUCGGGCUGACGUUUUGUCCCGGUGACCCUCUUGCCUUUUGUGUCGGUAUUGUUCAAAGGCUGAACGCGUGCCCUGCCCGUCUCGGUUCGUGUGUUUGUCUGCCAUUAUUGGGUGGGGGGAAGCACCGGAAGAAGUGGGGCGGGAGAUGCCCAAGGGAAGCCGUCAGCCUGGGGAGGGGGCGAGCAGGGGGGGCUUUGGGGGGGCUGCAUGCUUCGUUUCUUUGUCCCAAAGGUGUUAGUCUUCUCCUGGUGACGAUGACGCUUGUGACUGUGGGAAGUUUUGUUCUGUUAACGAGUCCCAUUUGACAGAUAAGCUCCUUUUCGUUCGUUCGUUCGCCUCGUUCCUGGCAGGUGCCGUGCAGAAACUUUGGUAUGUUUGCAUGAUUGAUACGGUGUUGAAACUUGAAAAGGGGUGGGGGGCAGGGAAGAAAAAAGAAAUCCACCUGUAAGUACCCCCCCCACCCCCGGGUAGCUGUUGCAGCUGCCGCAGAAGAAUAUUUAUUCCUGGGGGUUUUGGGGGGAGGGUUGGGAGAAAGGUUAAAAUAUAACUCUGGGCAAACAGCCGUUGUAGUUCUGAGCAUGAGAGACUUUGAUUGCACUUCCUCUUUGUUUCCAAAGAGUUUGUCGCCUGAUCGGACAACGAAGCCUCCCUUGCCGACCUUCUCCCCGGGAGAACGUGCUCGCAGGCAUGGGGAGGCACCGGCAGUUGAUCCUGCCGUGAUUUGUGGAAUGUUUGGUCGCAAAACAGCACCGCUGGUGAGGUGCCAGAGGGGUUUGGCAGUCGAGGCUGUUCCUCUUGGGGUUUGGCGACUGGAGACCUCCCUCCCUCCCUCCCUCUCUCUCUCUCUCUCCACAUACUCCAAAUUGGCCCUGCCAACUCGAGUACGCUGGAACACCUUCCCCUAUAAUGUAAUCCAGACUCCAGAGUCCUCCUUGGCUGGUGUUGCCCACAUGAAGCAAGGGCCCUUGAGCUGCUCCACUGAGUGGGGCGGUGUGAGGUAGGACAGAUCUGUUGGGGGAAGACUCGCGGUGCUGUGCUGUGUGAGCCCAAGGAAAGAUAACUUCUGAAUGUGAAUAGCAGAGCAUCUUGAAGGGAACCUGCACUAUCCUCAACCAACUGCCGGCUGCUCGAGAGAGGAAACAGCAGUGGGGCUGAGCUGGCCCGCCUGUUCUGGAAGUUGUCUUGGUAAAGGGGUGCUUAUAAGCUUGAAAUUUUCUGUUGCUGUUGAGCUUUAGGAGAGAGGUUGCUUAGGGAAAGCUGGGCUCCAGGAGGCAGAACAUUUCCGCAGAACCGCUGAGCGUGUCGUGGUGGUCCACUGUUAAGGCCCUCGAUGCUGCAAGUAACCGAGCACCUGAAUUUGGAGAGGUGAUGGGAGUCCCGGCCACUCUGGGUGGGUCCAGGGGAGGCCUCGUGGCCACUUCUCAAAGGGCACAUCUAUCUCAGACAAGCACAAUCCAGGAACGAUGGAGGUGCAGCCGCUCCACUUGCAGGAGCAUCGAACAGCCCCUCUCUUCCUGGCGGGAUUUCUUGGCGGCAAGAGACCCCUCGUUUUCCCAUUAAACAGAAUUGCUCCCAUCUUGGUGGGAAUCAGUAUCUUUUUGCCACGAGAGGGCUGACAGUGUUCCGAUCAAGGAGCCAAUUCACAGCAGGGAACUUGAUUUGCUUCGUUAUGCAUCAUUCCCUGAAGGUCUCUCGUCCUGCUGCACCCUGAAUUGUUGCGGUCGCUUCUAUUCUGCUCCUUCGGUCCCAUCUCCAUCUUGGCGGUGGACUUCAUUAAGCCCGUGGCAGGUCCCUGUGGGUUUCUAGUUUGUGGGCCAGCUGCCCUGGAAAGUCCUUAUGCUUGGAGAGGCUUGUGCUGUUUUGGAGAGGUUUUCACAAGUAGGAUGUUCUUCCAGAGAGGCUACGUUAGCAUACGCUUUUACCAACCUUCUUCUGAUAGAUCUUUGUUAUGGCGGUUUUAUACCCUUAUGAGGUCAGAGGUCACGCCACAUAAUUGUGCCGAAGAGGCCUGCUGUCACCAGCACCACUUAGGUUUUUUUGCAGAUCAUCGUUCUGUUUCCCCGAUAUUCUUUGCUGUCCAAAGGGACACAGGCCUCAGGAGGCCAACUCUAGGCCAACAGUGCUGAGCAGAAGAGUCCUGGCCCCCUAGAUGUUCCUCUCUGGGCUGGCAUCACUUUGCCAGCAGCUUUGGAUCCUCGGUUGGCAUUAGCCCUUCGGAUCUUUCUGUAAAAAUGGAAACCACCACUCACGGUUCUUGGUUCUUUUUUCAUGAUCCGUCUUCCUCUUGAUCAACAACACUGCAAGCACCCAGGAUCACUUGGACAUCCAGAGAAGAGAAGAGCCCGCAUUUCUGAAUGGGAUGUCUGCCAUUCCUGCCAUAGAUAGGUCAGGCCUCGUAUGCCAGCGAAAGAGAAUGAGUCUCACGUACCUUUUCCUAGUGGCAGGCGGCCUUCAUGAACCAGUGUUCACUUGGACGUUGGCUGGUUUUAGGCCAAGUGGCGUGAUUCUAUUCCUAUCUUGCAGACGUGGGACCUGUUUGCGCCCCUCUCCCAGCCUGUGGCUCGGGGCCUCUUUUAACGCUCUAGGGUCUGCCUCCCUCCUUGUUUCUUUUUCCAUUCAUCUUAUCCUGCGUGAAAACCAAACAAACUAGGAGCCGGAAUGUUAGAAGCGCUGAUAACAGACCCUGCCUUGGUUUUGGAAGUGACACGUGUCAUGUGCUGGAAAGUACCAGCUGAAGAUCAGUAGCUCAGGAACCACCCCUGGCCUCAAGUUCUCCUCUGCCCCUGGGGUACUGUCUCCAGAAAUCACCUGGCUCCUUUAAGCCCUGGGUGUGUGCCACCAAGGUGACAGUUACGAAUCACGCCAGACGGGCAAAGGCACUUCCUUUAGGUGGCAAAUGUGGAAAACAAAAUCCACACUUUUUCUUUGGAGGGUAUAAAGGGUGGAGGAAAAUAAGCUAUAAAGUAUUAAAUUAUUUAAGAAGAAAUAUUAUACUAAUUGAUUCCCCCCCCAAUAUAAUUAGCAAAAUAAAGAAAAGGACUUUAAUAUAUAUUUAAGAAAGAGUUGAUAUUAUCAAUUGUAUAUUAAACAGUUUUAAGGAGAUUGAAUUGAAAGAACUGGAGUGUAGCCUGACCUUCAGACUUAUUCUAAUCUCUGACUGAGAUCAUCUUCAGGAGUAGCACAAAGGUGUAAAAGGUACCGUUGCUUUUGUUUUCAAGGCGUGUGAAAAUACAUUUCUGUUACAUGGGCUUUUAUGUUGGGGUUUUUUGCCACGUUCUUUUUACAGCAUUUUAACAAAAAGUAAAGGAUGUGCCUUCUUUUAUUAAUCAUUUGGUACAAUCUCAUCUCCUGCAUUUUAUUUUAUUUUGCUUUUUUUAAAUUAAAAAGGGUGUGUGUGGAUGUAAUUUUGACACACGUGCAACUUUACACACAAGAAUCCAUCUGGGCUUUUAAGUUGGGCUUUUAAGUUGGGAGUGCAAGUCGGAUUGAUACAUGUGCUCCUUUUUUCCCUUAUUUGGGGGGGGGGGGUGAGAACUGGGCGGCCACAGGUGGAGUGGAGGUUUGAGUGGUACAUUCAGCCCUUUUUUCUCCAAGAACCGAUAGACCUAUCUUUGCUGAUCUCCAACAUGUGUCUGGCACAACUACGAAAUUCCUUUAUUGAAUUUUUAAAAGUACUUUAAAAGAACAAAAAUGAAAUGACCACAUCAAUAUAUCUGUUGUAAAGAGAGAGAGAUUAAAAAAAAACCAAGCUGCAUCUGAAAAGUAUUCCAAGAUUCUUAUGCUGGAUAUAUAUGUGUAAUAUAUAUAUGAAACAUAUAUUUUUUAUUAAGUUAUGGAACCUGUAUUGUAUGUCCAUUCUCUGUCAGAGCUCUGCAUCGUGAUGCCAGCUUCCUUUUCUUGCCUCCUACAUCCCACCUACCUGUAUUGUUGUUAUUAUGAAAAACGAUAUUUGAUGGCUUUUCGUGGUGCUGUAAAGAACUUUGCUUCUAUUUAAAAGAAA
Molecule: messenger RNA, 9427 nt
Organism: Sphaerodactylus townsendi
Lineage: Eukaryota; Metazoa; Chordata; Lepidosauria; Squamata; Sphaerodactylidae
Gene: CASKIN1
Product: CASK interacting protein 1
Exons: 21
Coding region: 213-4868 (1551 amino acids)
Molecular function (GO): protein binding
Source: RefSeq, a predicted model, not a curated record